AUGGUGCGUGAUGCAUCUGCGAGGAAGAUACAGCGAUGGAUCCGACGAGUUCAAAGGAAAUUUCGAAUGCGACAACGAGUUCUACGCUCCAGAAACCGCCGUCAAGACCAGUACAGCUUUUGCCACUGCUCUUCCACGCUUAUGAAUCGUAGAGGUGGUGCUCAAGCUCAUCUAGAAAAUACCAGCGAUCAGAUUAUCCAGCGUCUCGCUCGUGGAUUCAUUAUCCGACGACGUAUUGUUCGAUUCAAGCGACAACACAUUGCUGCUUGCAAAAUCCAACGUGCUUGGAGAAAAAAUCUACGCGAUCGACAGAAAAUCCUGCAGGAUGCGUGGAACCAGAAAGCCCUAUCAAAUCCUCAGCGACUCAACUCCAGAUGGUAUACCAUUGCCCGUGGAAUGAUACGAUGCUCGCGUGACGUGAAGCAGCUUCAGCAGGUUUGUGCAGUGCAAGAUGAAGCCAUCGGCCACCUCUGGCGCAACAAAAUCUGCAGUGAACCAGCAGACAAAACUAACGAGAAGAACGUCGUUCGCUUCCAGUUGGGAUUGCAUGAAAAAGCGGAACAAAGUGACGAUACGUCCGACAAGGUAAACGCGAUGAAGAUCCAGAUUGAUCGACAGUCACUUGAGAUCGACCAACUGAAGCAGCAGGUACAGACACUACAGAAUUUAGUUGCUAAUCUGGUUGCUACCAAAUCUGAAAGCGUCGAUCCAUCAGAAUAAAAACUGAUUUUGACAU
Molecule: messenger RNA, 736 nt
Organism: Phytophthora nicotianae INRA-310
Lineage: Eukaryota; Oomycota; Peronosporomycetes; Peronosporales; Peronosporaceae
Exons: 2
Coding region: 1-720 (239 amino acids)
Source: RefSeq, a predicted model, not a curated record